This is a messenger RNA of Owenia fusiformis, 1931 nucleotides long. Lineage: Eukaryota; Metazoa; Annelida; Polychaeta; Sabellida; Oweniidae. The record is from the annotation of a GenBank genome assembly.
GUUUAGUAUAGCAUUGCUGAUCCUUUCUUAAAACAUGACCCCAUAGCAAUUUUAUAUAUUUAAUUGUUAAGAUGGAAAUAUAUGUACAGUUAAACCUUUAUAUCCGAACACCUGGCAAUACUUUGAAAUGAGAACACCUCCUAAUCCAAAUGCUUUUAGCCAGUCCCAAUGCAUGGUGUUUGAAUUGUAUGUUCUUGAUUUUAGGGAGUCCCUUUGAGUUUGAAGUACUUGACCCAGGAAGGGUUGUCUUUGUUGGGGAUGGCCUGCUUAGGGUCCCUAUUCACAAGCCUGCUUUUGUCACAAUUGACCCUCAAGGAACACAUGCUGCAGCACAGGCGUGUAUUGUUGAAGUUGUAGCUCCAUCAGAUAACACAUACAGAGCUGAUGUUUCCCCAACCCCUCAGAACAACAAAAUCAGGGCAGAGUUCACUCCCACUGAAGUGGGGCCACAUCUUAUAUCUGUGUGCUAUGGCGAUAUUGAAAUUCCAGGGAGUCCCUUUGCAUGUGAAGUUUAUGACAUCUCAAAAGUGAAGGUCGGGAAACUCACACAAGGGAUGGUUGGACGACCACAUGAAUUUGACAUUGAUACAAGAGAAGCUGGGGUUGGGGAUAUUGCAGUCUGUGUGAAAGCCAUAGACUUCAGAGUUGCACACAAGUUACAUAAUAAAGGAAAUGGUCUCUACAGAUGUCAUUUUGUACCAUCAACUCCAAUGAAGCAUACCAUCCACAUCACAUUCUCUAAACAGAGUAUACCAGGUUCGCCCUACAAAGUUGAUGUUCUAGAUAAUACGCCCUGCACUGCUAAUGGACCGGGCCUUCAAAAAUGUGCAAUAAAUAAGCCAAGUUAUUUCAAUAUUGAGCCCAAAGAAUCAGAUUUUGAAUCAGAUGUUGAAGUUACUAUUACAUCCCCUAACAAGCAGAAUGUCCCAUAUCAUAUCAAAGGAACCAAGAGAGGACCAUGGAGAGUAGAGUAUACUCCGGGUGAAGUAGGGGUAUAUACAAUCAACAUAAAAUAUGACAACAUCCCAAUAGCUGGGAGUGCAUUUAAGUGUAAUGUCUAUGACAUCAGUAAAGUUCGCAUCAUACGUGAUGUCAUGUCUGAGGGCCAGGAUAAAGAUGGUAUCCCAGGAGAGGAUAUUGUAUUCUUUGUUGAUGCCUCGGAUGCGGGAACAGGGAACUUGGAGGUCAUUGUGACAUGUGCGAAAGAUGGACAGAGGAUCCCAAACUACUUAGAGGCAGAGUCAGGAAAUCGCUCAAGUUUCCGUGUUUAUUUUACCCCCAAACCCAAUAUUUAUGCUUACAAUGUUAAUGUCUUCUUUAAUGAAGAUGAGAUUGAAGGUGCAUGAAAUGGUUUUGGGAAGCAGUUAAUAUAAUUGUGCAACUGAGAGGCCAGGUAUUAUUUGGUUACCAGCAUGUCAAGAAGGACGCAUGAAUAUUUACUACUAAGUUAGCAUUUUGAGACACCUAAAUAAGUAUAUAAUACUCUACAUUUAUACCCCUGAACACUUGUCAUAUAUUAGAUAUGUUUAAAUAAAGGUUUACGUUGGAGUACACUUGAUUGUUUGUUAAAUUAUUUAAACCCUGAAAUACACUAACAUCAUGAUAAGAGUAAUAUGAAUGUGAUAUGAGUGUGAAUGAUGACUGAAGUCUGCAAUGUGAUAAUAUAGUACCAUAAGCAUGACAGUAGCAUUUACCAUACAUUAGCCAUAAAAUACAGUCCAAUGGAUGUCCCCAAAAUUAGAUGGAAACUGCUUUUUUGGGGAUGUGCAAUGGACUGAAGUUAUUAAUUAAAAAAGCAUUAUUAUUGCAUUUUGUGUUUAUUUAAGACUAAACAUAAGAAGUUUCUGUGCAUGUAAUAGAAUAAUAAAUAUAGAAUAAUAGUAGUAGUUAUUCCAUAAAUUCAAGCAUGAAAUGAACUGUGUGUAUUUACC